Penicillium cosmopolitanum is the source of this 1953-nucleotide messenger RNA. Its product is annotated as IlvD/Edd family dehydratase. The coding region runs from base 1 to 1953 and encodes 650 amino acids. The record is from RefSeq and is a predicted model, not a curated record. Lineage: Eukaryota; Fungi; Ascomycota; Eurotiomycetes; Eurotiales; Aspergillaceae. The transcript is spliced from 3 exons. Gene Ontology annotation, molecular function: hydro-lyase activity.
AUGUCGUGCAACCCUCAAUCUUCAUGCAAAGGUUGCUCCUGUGAUGGCGUCUCUCAGCCAAUUAAUAUUGAAGAUUGUGAGACAGAGCUCCUGGCUCUACGAAAGCGUACCCACGAUUUGGAGAAGAAGCUGGCAGGGUACAAGGAUGGCCUCGUGAUUCCACGCCAGGGUCGCAAGUUGCGGUCAGCACGUUGGUUUAACAGUGAGAGCAACCCAGGAAUGACAGCGUUGUAUAUCGAGAGAUACCUAAACUAUGGUAUGACGCGCGAGGAGCUCAUGUCGGGCAAACCGGUGAUUGGUAUUGCGCAGACAGGAUCCGAUAUUGCGCCUUGCAACCGACACCACUUGGAGCUCGUGAAGCGUGUCAGAGAAGGUAUUCGGAGUGCGGGAGGAAUUGCGUUUGAAUUUCCUUGUCAUCCAAUUCAGGAAAGCUCUCGCCGUCCUACAGCUUGCUUGGACCGCAACUUGAUGUACUUGGGGCUGGUUGAAAUCUUAUAUGCGUACCCCUUGGAUGGAGUUGUUCUUUUGACUGGAUGUGAUAAGACCACGCCGGCCGCAUUGAUGGCGGCAGCUACAGUGAAUAUACCUGCGAUCUGUCUCAAUGUCGGACCUAUGCUCAACGGUUAUCUGAAGAAUGAUGAGCUGGCAGGCUCAGGAAUGGUGGUGUGGAAAGGAAGAGAGAUGUAUGCUGCAGGUGAGAUCAACCGUGAGGAGUUUGUAGACUACAUUUCCCGAGGAGCACCAUCUGUGGGUCAUUGUAACACAAUGGGGACGGCCUCAACGAUGAAUGCACUCGCAGAAGCAUUGGGCAUGGCUCUUCCAGGCUCAGCAGCUAUUCCAGCGGCAUAUCGACAGCGCGGCCAAUGCGCUUAUGAGACCGGCGGACGUAUUGUGGAAAUGGUCCAUGCAGAUCGCAAACCAAGCGAUAUAAUGACUCGAGAGGCAUUCGAAAAUGUGAUUGUCACAAAUACGGCAAUUGGUGGCAGCACCAACGCCCCUAUCCACAUCAACGCUAUGGCUAAGCACAUUGGAGUUGAGCUGUCACUUGAUGACUGGGAUCAACUUGGAUUCCAUGUUCCACUGCUUCUGAAUAUGCAGCCUGCCGGCGAAUUCUUGGGCGAAGAGUACUAUCGGGCCGGUGGCCUCCCUGCUAUUAUGGCCGAGUUGCUCGAGGCAGGAAAAUUACGAACUGGAGCAUUGACCUGUAAUGGGGAGACGAUUGAAACCAACGUGCGUGGGAAGGGGUCUUGGAACAGGAAGAUCAUCAGACCUUACAAUGACCCACUUGUCCCCGACGCUGGAUUCCUUCAUAUGCAAGGUACCUUGUUUAACUCGGCUAUAAUGAAAACUUGUGUGAUAUCCCCGCAAUUCCGACAGAAAUUCCUCGAGAAUCCGAACGACUUGAAUGCCUUUGAGGGUUCUGUUGCUGUAUUUGAUGGCCCCGAGGAUUACCAUGACCGACUUGACAACCCCGAAACGCCAAUUGAUGACACCACCAUCCUUGUUAUGCGUGGUGCUGGCCCACUAGGAUACCCCGGUGCCGCCGAGGUGGUUAAUAUGCACCCACCAGCCCGUUUGCUGCGACAGGGGAUAAAUGCCCUCCCCUGUAUUGGCGAUGGCCGCCAAUCUGGUACAUCGGGCUCCCCAUCAAUUUUGAACGCAAGUCCUGAAGCGGCUGCGGGUGGCAACCUUGCAAUUUUACGCGAUGGAGAUCGUUUAAGGGUCGAUCUUAACAAGCGAAGCGUUGACAUUCUUAUUGAACCCGCAGAAAUUGAGCUUCGCCGCGCUGAAUUGAAAGCUAACGGUGGGUAUAACGGCCCAGAGAGUCAUACUCCGUGGCAGGAGAUCUUCCGUCGCGAAACUGAUCAAUUGAACGAGGGUAUGGUCCUCCGUGAUGCUGUCAAGUACCAGCGAGUGGCGCAGCGUUGGGAUGAGCCUAGACAUAACCAUUGA